AUGUCCCAAUGUGGAUCUAAAGUUAAAAAUAAAAAACCUAUGAAUCUAGCUCAAAAAAAAGCUACAUUUUUAGACGUCGCUAGCAACGAACUCCAGCGACGCUGUAAAGAACAAGGUUUUGGGGAUAGCGUUGCCCAUGACCUUGAACAAAUGGACGAAUUGCAAUGCAUUAUUGCAAAAAAAAUAAUUUCGGAUGUUCUGUAUAAUGGUAGAAUGGGCCUUUUGAAUGUUCAGUCAAGUCUGACAGUGCAACCUCAAGCCGUAACGUCACACUCGUGCCCAAAUUACAAAACUACCAACAAACAACUACGCAGUCGCAACCACAGAAUGUGA
Diatraea saccharalis (sugarcane borer) is the source of this 333-nucleotide messenger RNA. The record is from the annotation of a GenBank genome assembly. Lineage: Eukaryota; Metazoa; Arthropoda; Insecta; Lepidoptera; Crambidae.